Molecule: messenger RNA, 201 nt
Organism: Cryphonectria parasitica EP155
Lineage: Eukaryota; Fungi; Ascomycota; Sordariomycetes; Diaporthales; Cryphonectriaceae
Exons: 1
Coding region: 1-201 (66 amino acids)
Source: RefSeq, a predicted model, not a curated record
AUGAAAGGCUUCAAAGCUUACAACUUACUGAUGCCCGUUACUUGCAAAACCUCCAAGAGAACCCUACUGAUUCCAGGCCACUCAACCUACUCAGCUAAGCAAUGGGGAGCUGUUCUGGGCAGACAGCUGCUGUUGAGCGACUGGGCAUGCUCUCGAGCAAUUAUCUCUGACUGCGACGCCAAGUUCACCUCAGACUACUGA